GUUUCGCAUGAAUCUCUACACCGAUUACGCUUUAAAGGCUCGAUUUGAAUUUUCGCGCGCUUUUCGCAUGUGACUGACUCGACUUGAAUAAAUAACGAGCUGAUUAUAUAUAUAUAUAUAUAUAUAGCUUUUUUCAGUAGUGCGGAUUUAUUUCUGGACCAACUUUCUAUAUUGAAGGGUUACAACAAACCAGCAAUUCAAGUGACUUCGACUAGACACUGUGCAAUUUUAUUUUUAAAAAACUCCUUAUGGUAUCUAGAAAUUUAAUACUAUUGGCCUUGAUACCAUAACCAUAAAGACUUAAUUUACAGUGCUCAAGAAUGUUUUAAAGAAAUAAUGGUGUCUAUAAUUUCCUUGAGUGAAGUGUAGUGUGUUAACUUUCAGAAGAAAUUUAAGGGAGUUUUUUUCAAUAUGCUGAUGUACAUGUUACGUGGGAUGAUGGUCAGUUCUUGGUGGAUGAUGGUUUUUCUUCAAUUCAGCACAGUGUUUUCUGGUGGAGAGGCGGCCCACGCAGUAAAAAGGUUUACAGGGUUAUAUACUGGCCCUUACUUUGACCCUACGACAGCCACUAAUAUCACCACGCAGCUCGGGACCCACGCCUAUUUGCCCUGCAAGGUCAAACAACUCGGGAACAAAUCGGUAUCCUGGAUUAGGAAAAGGGAUGCCCAUAUACUUACGGUGGAUCGGUACACUUUUAUAGCCGACGACCGAUUCCAGGCGUUUUUAGUGGAAUCGACCGAGACCUGGACGUUACAGGUGAAAUACGUUCAGGCCAGGGACGCUGGACAGUAUGAGUGCCAAGUCAGUACUGAACCGAAAAUGAGCCAUUUUAUUACGCUCAAUGUUGUUGUACCUAAAAUAGAAAUAGUAGGAGAGCCAGAUAGAUUUGUGAAAGUGGGCAGCAAAGUCGAACUGAGAUGCGUGAUCACGCAGGCGCUAGAAGAACCAGCAUAUAUAUUUUGGUACCACGAUGGCCAAAGGGUACUAAAGUACGAUAAGAGUGCCAUAGAUAUACAGUUAGAAAGAGAAGCUCCCGAGACAACCAUAAGUACCCUGGUUAUUUACUAUGCAAACCCUGAAGACUCUGGAAAUUACACGUGCAGCCCUUCAAACCUGGAUUCCUCCUCUGUUUUACUUCAUGUUUUAAAUGGUGAACAUCCAGCAGCAAUGCAACGUGGCAAGAACUCAGCUUCCCCAAUUCCUGGUUGGUCCCAUCUUUCAGUUGCGUUGGGAUUAGCUGCCUGCACCCCACCCCGUUUCGCUAUCGCAUUUACCCUAACCCUGGCCAUGAUUAGCGAAUUAAUUUCGUAUUAAACAUCGGUUCUCCUUUAAUGGGACUUAAGGGUGAAUAUGCCAUUUUGAUUUUUAAUGUGAAUAAAUUUUUUUAUCGGAAAAAAAGACGUUUUGCCCAAAACAUCAAUGAAAUAUUGAUAUCUGAAGAGCCGCUGUUAGUAGAUGUUUAAUAUUUAAUGGUGUAUUGAUCGUACAAUAUUUUUGAUGGCAUACUAACCGUUUUCUCCCCAUAUAGAGGCACCUUGGUUGUGGUAAAAAUGAAACAUAAAGGGGAUGAAAUAUAUCAUAAUUUACCGUUUUAACGCUAGACAUUAUUUAUAAAAAUGUAUAUUACAAUUUAUUUUUAAAUGAAACUGAUAGGAUAAACUGAGCUUAGUAGGUACAAGGAAUUAAGCUAUACUAAUUUUACUUUAAAUAGAUCUUAGGUGAAAUUGAACGGGGUAAGUUGUACAUAUAUUUAAUAGGAUAAGCUCUUACACUACAUUUUAGGGAGGUUAAAUAAAUUGGACAAACUAUUUCGCCCCCUUUGUGUACAUAUUUUCAGACUCACUGUAACAUUUUAAUAAAAUAGAUUUUGUAUUAUCAAUGGAGAAUAUGUAAGUAUUUAAUGUUAUCAUAAGGGUUUAUAAUGGUUUUAUUGUAAAAUUAAUUAUUCUCUAGCCGAUAGAGUUAAAUCGGUUUAACUUAAGGCAAUUUUUGUUUGAAAAUUCACGACCCUGAUGGGUUUGAAUAACAACGAUAAUUUUUCUAUGUUUUUUGUUUUUCAAUCCGUUGCACUUUUAAAUCCGAACUCUACUCACAAUGGAUAUUACCCAGAGUAAAUCAUUGCGUUGUGCCCAAAUAUAAUUUUGUCAGUGUUUGUUCAGCGUGUCGAAUGGGACGCAAACGCUAACAAUAAUUAUUCCAAUUGGUGUCAUGUUCAUACAAACUGAACCGACGUUUACUCAGAUCAGUUCUGUUAAAAGGGCAAAUUAAUUUAAUACCCGUAACAUUAAUCAAUUUCGAGUAAUUAUUAUUAUCUAUGUCUGGGUAUGUAUGUUAGGUCCGGAUAAUGUUUGCUUACAUCUGUCAUCAAGGAUAUAUUAUGGUACUUAUGGGACUGCUAGAUGGAUCAUUAAUACAGUUAAUUUUUAAUAUUAAAUCGGGUCAUAAAACCUCCAAGAGGAUUAUCGAAUAUUAUCUGUGUUUCAUAACAUAAAGCGCUUAUGUCGAAAUAGCUUCACCUAGAGUAAAGUUAAAUUUAAAUCAGAUAUUGCCGGAAAUAAGCUCUUGAGUCCUACCGCCAGAAUGGCAUCUCCCAACGGGAAAUUGAAGAAGUUAACCUCCAACAGAUUCGAGGAAAAUAAUUAAGUUUAUUUUUCACUCUAAUUUCCUUUAUGUAAGUUUAUUAUUGUUAAAUAUUACUAUUGCAUAUGAGGAAAAUACCAUUUUUACUGAGGAAACAUGCCACGAAUGUUAUCACGAAAUUCUGAAAGAGGACAUGCGCACAUACAAUAAAUGUGAUGACAGUCCAGUAAUGAUGUCAUGCCCUAGAUACACGGUGUCAAAUUUGUAUAUUUAUUCGUAAAAAUGUUAACCUAAUUAAUUUUAUAUUCUAUUUAAUAAUUAUGCAUUUUACAUCAUACGAAUUUGCUUUAAAUAAAUAAAAUAAUAACAAAGAUAAUCUUCGCUUUUCUAAAAAUUCCUUAAUUAUAAGAGAAAUACAAAUAUUCUUUAUUGCCAACCCAUUCUGAUGGCAACGCAAGCAACGUCAAAAGGGAAUGACAAUAAGAGUUUUAUUCAGUUCAAUAAUUAAAUAAAAAGAAUAAUCACCCGAAGCCGUACUGUUAUUUUAAUGACUGGUUUUAUAAUAAAUUUCUAUAAAGACACUUACUAUUGCACCAUGUUUUAUUGAACCAUUGGCAAAUUUUGAAACUCCGUAAAAACGCCCUUGUAAACUGCCUGGAAUAAGAUAUCAAGAAAUUCGUCCUAUUUAAAAAUCAUCAACUGCCUGGAAAAAUUAUUAUCAGCCAAAAAUGAGCAAUGAUAUUAACUGCCUAGAAUAAAAAUUGAAAACAAGGUCUUCCAGCCAGUUAAAGUCUUAUUUAAAAAUCAUAAAUUGCCUGGAAUAAUGACCAAGAAUUAAUUUUAGCCAUGAAAAAAUAAAAACCCUAAGUCUCGGUCUUAAAAUAUUUUUUAUGUCCCAAAGUUUACAUGUUUCGCUUAAAAUAAAGCAUCAUCAGAUUCCCUGUUUUUUUUUUUUUUUUUUUUUUUUAAUUAUUAUAUUAUUAUAAAAUAUGUUCGUAUUCUCCGAUUUUAAAUUUUAUUUGUCAGUACAAAGCAGGUCAUCUUAUCUGAGAGAUAUUACUAGUUUAUAAGGUAAUUUUAAACUUUGAAUUUGUUUUAGUGCAGGGUUUUAUUGUAAUUACGUGUGUUUUUCUGUUUAUUGUAGGUCUGAUGACGUUUUAUUAUAAGCGAAACAUGUAACCUUCGGGACAUAAAAAAUAUUUUGAGAGCGAGACUUAGGGUUCUUCCAGGUCUCUUUGAGAUAAUGGACGAGUUCUUUCAAUUAAUUUUAGCCGUCUAUGAAAAAAUAAUAAAUAACUUAACAAUAAGAUAUUGAAAGGAUUCUUCCAUGCAGUUUAAAAAUCGAGAACUGCUUUUAAUAAGAAACGAUUCCAAUUUCCUGAAAAAAAAACUAAUAAUAACAUCAACUACGUGGAAUAAGAUAUUGAAAACAUUAUUCUAGGCAGCUGAAGAAUUAUUUAAAAAUCGUAAACUGCCUGGGAAAAAAUGAAUAAUGACAUUAAUUGCCUGAGAUAACUAAUAAACAUUUAUUUCAGCUGCCUAUAAAAAUAAUAAUAAUUACAUAAACUGUAUGGAAUAAGGUAUUGAAUGAAUUCUUUCAGGCAGUUGAAGUCUUAUUUUAACAUCGUCAACUGCCUGGAAUAAGAAAUAAAUAAUGAUUUUGUGAAUUUAGUGAUUGUAUUUCAGCUGUACAAUGAACUUCCGCUCAAUAUUAAAUAUUUGAGCAUAAAAUUGAGCAUUUAUUAUUAAACUCAUAAUUUUGACAUUAUUUUCAGAAUUCAAAAAAAUUGUCCAUUUUUCUCAAAGAGACCUCUUCAUAAUAAAAAUUCAGAGAUUGAAUUCAAUUCAAUUAUUCCAGGCUGUUACCAAUUUUUAAUAAGAUUUUAGAAUUGCAAUUAGACAAUCAAGUCAUUCAAACAUUUUUGAUUUUCGGGAUCCGUGAAUAUAUUUUUUCUGUCUUUAAGAUAAAAAUUAUUUUAUUAUUCCAGGCAGUUGAUCCAUGGACUUUUUAAAUACCAGUCAAUUAAAUUAUAGAUUUAUGUUUCCAGAUAGUUAAGUUAUCAAAACAUUUAUAAUUUUAGAAGCCCUAAAAUUUUUUUUUUUGAUUUUAAGACUCUUAAAUGCUUUUAUAAUUUCAUGCAGUUGAGUCUUAAAAUUCCAGGCAGUUAAACCUUGGAUUUUUUAAAUUCUAAUAAAUUUGUAAAAAAGAGCCAAAGAAAAGUUUAAAUAAAUAAAAUAUAAAAAUUCGGAAACAGAGAUUAAAGGAACAGAAAGUUAAUGGUCUCAGAUUAUGUUUAUUUUUAAAAAAAAUUAUUACACGUGUUUCGCCCUAAGGCAUCAUCAGAUCGGCAAAGCUAUUCAAUGUGAACGUCUGCAAUAUUUUUUUUUUACUUAACGUUUGUGGUGUUAAACGAAUAGCUUUACCGAUCUGAUGAUGCCUUAGGGCGAAACACGUGUAACAUUUUUUAAAAAAGAAACAUAAUCUGAGACCAUUGACUGUGUCCCUUUAAUCUCUGUUUCUGAAUUUUUAUAUUUAAUUAAACUUUUAUUUUUUUUUUACUUUUCUUUGACUCCUUUUUACAAAUUUAUUAGAAUUUAUAAAAUCCAAGGUUUGACUGCUUGGAAUUCUAAGACCCAACUGCCUGGAAUUAUAAAAGCAUUUAAGAGUCUUAAAUUCAAAAAAAUAUUUUUAGGGCUUCUAAAAUUAUAAAUGUAUGGAUAACUUGACUGUCUGGAAACAUAAAUCUAUAAUUUAAUUGCCUGGUAUUUAAAAAGUCCAUGGAUUAACUGCCUGGAAUAAUAAAAUAAUUUUUAUCUUAAAGACAGAAAAAAUAUAUUCAUGGAUCCCGAAAAUCAAAAAUGUUUGGAUGACUUGAUUGGAUAAAAGCCUGGAAUAAGAAAUAAAAAUUAUUUCAACUUCCUGAAAUAAUUUGAAAAUGACUUCAAAUCUUGAGAAAAAUCAAGAAAGAGUCAAAUACCAAGAACCAAAGGAAAUUUAAGAGCAAAAUCGUAAUUUUUACAAAAUUAUUUGGAUUAGUUAUUCUUAUGACUUCAACUGCUUGGAAGAAUGAUUUUAAUAUCUUAUCUUAUGCUGUCAUUGCUCAUUUUUUAUAGACAGUUAAAAUUAUUUUCGUUUAUUCAGUAUUCCAGGCAAUUAAUGUCACUAUUCAUUUUUUUGCUAGGAAAUUCACACCAUACUUUAUUUUUUAUUCCUGGCAGUUAAUUUUAAAAUUUUAUUUCAGGCAGAUCAACUGCCUGGAAUAAUGAAUAAAAAUUAAUUUCAAUUUUCUAUAAAAAAUUAAUGUGUGAUAAGCUAUUCUUCAGAAUAGAGAACAUUCUUCCAGGUAGUUGAAGUUUUAUUUGUUUUAUUUAAAAAUUGUCGAUUGAUUUUAAUUUUCUAAAAAAAAUUAUAACAUUCGUCUAGAAUAAUGAAUAAUAAAAUUAAUUGCCUGGAAUAAGGGAAUGAAAUAAGAGAGUGAAAACAUUCUUCCAAGCAGUAUUAUUUAAAAAACGUCAACUACCUAAAAAGAAUUGUAAGUCAACUUUACAGCUGUUGAUGACGCCAUUUUCAAGAUACAGGGUGUCAAACUUUAAGACAAUUUUCUCGUAAAAAUCUGAAAUUAAUUUUGGGCAGUUUUUUAUUACCUUUACUCCUAUGUUUCUUUGCAAUUUUUCAUCCCCAAAAUUCCUUUACUCCUAUAACUUAAUUUAUUGAUAUUUUUAAAUUUCAAUUUAGAUCGAAUAAAAAAAAAAUUAAGGUAAUAAGUGCGUCAAAAAAUAUCAUGUUCUACCUAAAUAAGUUAUUAUUUUAGGAGCGAUAAAAAAUCCCAGAAUGCAUAACUUAAAUGCCUACGAAGACCCAACUUUAUAAUAGUUACUCUGAUUUCUAAUAAAACCAUUUUAAAGCCGCCCAAAUCGGUACCGAGAAUUAGAUAAAUAAGCCAUUAACAAUUUUUUAACAUAUACUAAACAAUUUAUGUGCAUUAAACAUAACCACAAACAACAUUGUAACAUUUGGAAUAGUCCGAAGUGUUUUCGAAUAUUCAUCCCCAAUUUUAAAAUGAUUAGUUGAGGGCCUAAAUUUAAGGUAACCAGGGUAGGUAUAUAAGGGCUGAUACCUUGGAUGUCACUGUCAUUAAUAUAUUUUAUUAUUUUAAAAUAUACUAGUGCUAGUAAUUUUUUUAAGAAAUUUAAAAACGAGAUUGUUAACAAAAGAGUCUUAGUCCAGCUGAAUUGUACUUACUUUGCUGUGAGGUAAAUUAUAAACUAAGGAUAGUUAAUGUUGCGUUUGUAAAUAGUUUUUUUAUAUCCUAGUAAAAGCUGUGAGGCACAAUUGGUAUCUCAAGGGGCUUUAUAAUAAUUUUACUAUUUUAAGUACCUACACAUAUAUUAAAUGUAAGUUUUAAAAAAAACGAUGUAAAAUGACUUAUUAGGCUAUUGAAUAUGUAAAAAAUAGGGUUGUACUAGAAAUUGAUUUAAAUGGUUUGAAUACAUCUCAAGUACAUAAUCAAUAGCUUAAAUCAACACGGUUGAUUCUUCACAUUGAGUAAGCUGUAUAAAGAUUUGCGCUGUACACAAAAUAUUGUUAAUUAAUUAUAAAUUGUUUUGUUUGUUACGUUUUAGUUUGUAUGCAAGAUGAUUUUAUUAAGGGAAUAAAACAUAAAAAACUGUGUCUAUAUAAAUGUUCAUAUUUCAACUCGAGAGUUCUGCUGUUACGGAUAUAUCUGUAUUAGCCAUAGAACAUUACCUUUUUUGUGUCCAAUUUAUUGAUGUAUUUUAGAUAAGAGCAGAAUGUAACCCAUCUUUAUGUUAAAUAUAUCGUUAAAAUGA
This is a messenger RNA of Anthonomus grandis grandis, 7410 nucleotides long. RefSeq names its product hemicentin-2-like. Gene Ontology annotation, biological process: synapse organization. Lineage: Eukaryota; Metazoa; Arthropoda; Insecta; Coleoptera; Curculionidae. The transcript has 5 exons. Bases 412 to 1314 code for a protein of 300 amino acids. Gene Ontology annotation, cellular component: neuron projection membrane. The record is from RefSeq and is a predicted model, not a curated record.